CCAUUACGCCUCCCUCCCCUCUUUCCCUCUCUCGCCGACGACAUGGCGGAGGAGCGAAAAAAAAGAGAGAGGAAUAAAACAAAGCUAGAAUCCGGCGAAAAAUAUUAAAAAGCCCUUCGCGAAACCCCCAUUGAAGAGAAGAAUUCUCUCCGCUUAUCUCUACUCCCGCCGCCUUGAAAUCCGAGAAUCUCUCCGUCUCUCUGUCCGUAAAUUUCAGUGAAUUAUUUCUUAUUGAUUCGAAGCCAUUGAAACCCUUUUCUCCGAUCCAGGAAACCCGAAUCGAAGCCCUAAUUCAAAUCCUAAUUAGGGUUUCGGCUCGGCUUAUUUUCUAGGGUCUGUGUGGGUUCUCGGAGAGGAUUUUCUUGUUUAGGGUUCGGAAUCUUGGAUUGGUUUGUUCUCGGUUUUGUUUGAAUUGGAGGUGUUUUCGGGUUUGGAUGGGGUGAGGGGAGCUGCGGGGGAUGGGGGAUUGAUCAUGGUGCGGCUGCUGGGAUUGAAUCGCUUCGGUGUCGACGACUCCCCGCGCGAGAUCACCCGCACGAGUCCCAUCGUCGCCGGCGGCGAGAGCAGCGGGGAGAACGGGUGGCUGAUCCGGUUCUUCGACUCGGCCUUCUUCUGCGAGUGGAUCGCGGUGAGCUACCUUUACAAGCAUGACCACCCUGGGGUGCGCGACUACCUUUGCAACCGGAUGUACACGCUACCGCUCGCCGGCAUUGAGAGCUACCUCUUCCAGAUCUGCUACAUGCUCGUCCACAAGCCGAGCCCCUCGCUCGACAAGUUCGUCAUCGAUACGUGCUCGAAAUCCCUUCGGAUCGCUCUCAAGGUGCACUGGUUUUUAAUGGCCGAGCUUGAAGACUCCGAGGACAACGAGGGCAUCAGCCGGCUCCAGGAGAAGUGCCAGAUCGCCGCCACCUUGAUGGGGGAGUGGCCGCCGCUGGUUCGUGUGCCCCCGGCCUCCGCCAGCGCCCCUUCCAGUCCCAAGAGUAAGCCGGUGCUCAACCGGAUACUCUCGUCCAAGCAGCGGCUGCUGUCCUUGGCCUCGUCCCCGGCAUUGGGAUCCAGCCCCCCGAUUGAGGAGAGCAGCAAGAGCAAUAGCAGUGGAGAUGGGAACAGCAGGGCUUUGACCUCUUCAGAGGAAAAUAAGCUGUUGAAGAAGCUGAUCCCGGGGCCAAAAGUACGGGAUGCGUUUUUCUUUAGGAAGUCCAUGGAGAAGGGGGCGGAGGAGUCGGACAAAGAUGGUUUUUUUCGAAGGCUUCUCAGGGAAAGCAAGGAUAAGGAAGAGGAGGAUUCAGACAAGGAUGGGUUCUUUCGUAGGUUGCUCAGAGAUAGCAAGGAUAAGGAGGAUGAGGAUUCAGAAAAGGAUGGCUUCUUUCGGAGACUGCUCAGUAUCAACAAGGAUGAAGAUGUGGAGCUGACUGCAAGUUCAGAAAGCUUUAUCAAGAGACUGUUUCGUGAUAAAGAUGAGAAAUUGGGAGAGGAGGAUGAGAAGGACAGUUUUUUCCGUACGAUUUUCAAGGACAAGAAUGAAGAGAAGAAAGAUGGUGGCAAUGAUAGAAAUGAGGAGGAUAAGGCAAGGAGGAGCAUCGAGGAAGAUGAGAAAGAUGGUUUUUUCCGCAGGCUUUUCAAAGACAAGAUUGAAGACAAAAAAGAUAGUGGGCAAGAUAGGAACAUGGAGAAAGAUAAGGAUAAUGAGAGUAUCGAGGAGGAUGAAAAGGAAAGUUUUUUUCGCAGGCUAUUCAAAGACAAGAAUGAAGAGAAAAAAGAUGGCGGGCAUGAUAGGAAUGAGGAGGAAGGCAAAUUCGGCAGGAGUGUUGAGGACGACAAUUUCUUCCGUAGGCUUUUUAAGGACAAGAAUGAAGAAAAGAAGGUUGUUGGGCAUGAUAAGAAUGAAGAGGACAAGUGUAAUGGGAGCACUGAGGAAAGUGAAAAGGAUGGCUUCUUCCGUAGGUUUUUUAAGGACAAGCAUGAGGAGAAGAAAAAUGAAGGGCAUAAUAGGAAUGAGGAAGCCAAUAAGCAAAAUGGGAGUUUUGAGGAAGAGGAUGCUUCAGAAUUUUUGUCAUUCCGUAGGUUGUUUAGAGUGCAUCCUGAAGAUGUUAAGACAAGGGGUAGCAGUGAGAAUGGUCUUUCCAGUGGUUCGCUGGAGAGCAGCCCAGGGACAGAGAACUUCUUCCGGAGGCUUUUUCGGGAUAGAGACCGCUCUGUAGAAGAUUCUGAACUGUUUGGUUCAAAGAUACACAAGGAGGUAACAAAGCGUCCUGGUUCACCAAGACAACGGAAUGAAAAGCAUGGAAAGCCGCCUCUACCAAAUAAUGUGAUAGCAGAAAUUCGCAAGGGGUCCUAUCAUGCUUCAUUGGAGUUUGUUCAAUCACUGUGCGAAACAUCAUAUGGGCUAGUGGACAUUUUUCCUAUUGAAGAUCGCAAAAUUGCUCUUCGUGAGUCGCUCAUGGAGAUCAAUUCACAUCUUGCUGCUGCUGAGAAAAAUGGAGGAGUUUGCUUUCCAAUGGGAAAGGGAAUGUACAGGGUGGUUCAUAUACCUGAGGAUGAAGCUGUUCUUCUGAAUUCUAGGGAGAAGGCACCUUACCUAAUAUGUGUUGAGGUCUUAAAAGGUGAAGCACCAAGUCAUACAAAGGUGUCUUCCGAUGCUCAAAAGCUCUCUAAAGGGGGGAUUCCUCUAGCAAAUGGAGAUGCACAAUUGCCAAAGCCUCCUCCGUGGGCAUAUCCUUUAUGGAGGCAGUAUGACAUGCAUCAAAAUGUUACAGAUAGGAUGCUGAUGUCUACGUCACAGGCUAUUGACCAAGCAAUGACUCAGUUAUGGGAGGCCAAAGUAAAAUUUGUUCAUGUCAGUUUCUCUAUUGAGAAGCAAUUUGAAGAUUGCUCAAAGAGUAGUGAAGGGCCUGACUCUCGACACAGCAUCCAGCAAGCUGUAAAUGGGCAAUAUCCAGCUCGUGAGCUAAGACCUAAUGUUGAUCACAACUUGGAAUGGAUAAGUGUUAAUCUGACAGCAGUUCCUGGGGUCAACAUGGAAGAUGUGGAUGAUCAAGAGCCAGCACGUCGAAAAGACCAUCGCCGUGUUCCAAGCACCAUUGCCAUAGAGGAAGUAAAGGCUGCUGCAGCGAAAGGACAGGCUCCACCUGGGCUACCUUUGAAGGGAGCUGGACAGGAUUCUGAGGAUGCAAAACCAGAGGUGAUGAAUGGUGGCACUCCUAAACCCACUGAUGCUUUGUCUGGUGAACUUUGGGAGGUAAAGAAGGAAAGGAUACGGAGGUCAUCAGUGUAUGGGAAAUCACCUGGUUGGGACUUAUGUUCUAUGAUUGUGAAGAGCGGUGAUGAUUGCAGACAAGAGCAUCUGGCUGUGCAACUUGUUUCACAUUUCUAUGAUAUAUACCAAGAAGCUGGCCUGCCACUUUGGUUACGUCCUUAUGAGGUUCUUGUUACAUCUUCUUAUACAGCCCUGAUCGAGACUAUUCCUGAUACAGCUUCAAUUCAUUCCAUAAAAAGUAGGUUUCCUAAUAUCUCAAGCUUGCAUGAUUAUUUCAUAGCCAAAUAUGAAGAAAAUUCUCCAAAUUUUAAACUUGCCCAGAGAAAUUUUGUGGAGAGCAUGGCCGGAUAUUCCAUAUUAUGUUACCUUCUUCAGGUUAAGGAUCGACACAAUGGAAAUCUUUUAAUGGAUGAAGAAGGACAUAUCAUUCAUAUCGAUUUUGGUUUCAUGCUAUCUAAUUCUCCUGGGGGUGUAAAUUUCGAGAGUGCACCAUUUAAGUUGACUCGAGAGCUUCUUGAGGUGAUGGAUUCUGAUGCAGAAGGAACUCCUAGCGAAUUCUUUGACUACUUCAAGGUGCUAUGCAUUCAAGGUUUUCUUACAUGUCGCAAGCAUGCGGAGCGCAUCAUACUUCUUGUUGAAAUGCUGCAGGACUCUGGCUUCCCCUGCUUUAAAGGCGGUCCUCGUACUAUACAGAACUUGAGGAAACGGUUCCAUUUGAGCCUUACAGAAGAGCAAUGUGUCUCGUUGGUGCUCUCCUUGAUAAGUAGCAGCUUAGAUGCAUGGAGGACACGACAGUACGAUUACUACCAGCGGGUACUGAAUGGGAUUUUGUGAGGUGCUUUCAUCUAUUACAGGUUCUUCUUGCCGAUUUGCUUUUUUCUCCUUCAUAAAAAGCAAACCUACAGAAGGAUGUUAGGCCAAAGGAAGUUUGGUUUCUAUAGAGAGGGGUUUUUUGAGCCUGAUCAAGUGGUUUAAUGUCAAUAACUCAGCACCUCUGACACUUUGGUCUUACGUGGUGACUUCCUUGAAUGAAAGUUGCAUUGCAAGUCUUGUGGGAGAUGAAGUUGUUUAAUCUUUGGCAGAUUCUAGACGGAAGCAUACAAGACUAAAUUGCAAGUGGUGACAUUGUUUCUGUGAUCUGUAACUGAGAGCUGCAUUCCCACAUUGUUGUAGAUAUAAAGGUUAGCAUAUAUGAGAUAUUCAAAAGAAAAGAGAUUUAAUUGUCAGUGACUGUACAGAAGAGGUUAAUUUGAUGUCAAAUGGACAAAAGAGGGCCACGGAGACGGCAUGUGUACAAGGAGCCCAGUUGAUUCUUGUCUGAAUUGUAAAAGUUUUCCCUGGUCAUAGCUGUGAUUUGUGAACAAACAUAGCUUUGAGGUUAUGAGAUACCUGAAAACAUUUGUGCAUUCAAUUCUUGGCAGAAAUGUAAUGAAGCACUUGGUGAUUUUGAAAAAAAAAAAAAAGGCCCAGCUGCUUCCAGUCUGUGCUCAUUGACAUCUUUGCUUUAUUUUUAUGAUUCCUUGGAACAUUUCUUUUGUUGUUUCACUUUUUGCUUGGAAUUCUCCAGUUAGCCUUGCAUACUUUGAUUUGGAUUUCAGGAUACUAUGUAUAAACUAUGUAUAAUAUUCACCAACAAUGCUUGUUUUCAUAAGGAGAUGCAUUCUUAUUUCUA
Phoenix dactylifera (date palm) is the source of this 4928-nucleotide messenger RNA. RefSeq names its product phosphatidylinositol 4-kinase beta 1. Gene Ontology annotation, cellular component: membrane; cytoplasm. NCBI's taxonomy places the organism in Eukaryota, Viridiplantae, Streptophyta, Magnoliopsida, Arecales, Arecaceae. Gene Ontology annotation, molecular function: 1-phosphatidylinositol 4-kinase activity. The record is from RefSeq and is a predicted model, not a curated record. Gene Ontology annotation, biological process: phosphatidylinositol-mediated signaling; phosphatidylinositol phosphate biosynthetic process.